Molecule: messenger RNA, 1887 nt
Organism: Bicyclus anynana (squinting bush brown)
Lineage: Eukaryota; Metazoa; Arthropoda; Insecta; Lepidoptera; Nymphalidae
Gene: ae3
Product: carboxylic ester hydrolase-like
Exons: 3
Coding region: 1-1797 (598 amino acids)
Source: RefSeq, a predicted model, not a curated record
AUGGCGGUUAAGAUUUUAUGGUCUUUUGUCAUAAUUUGUGGUGUGCUGUGCGAAAACUACAUUUCGGAACCGAAAGUGAGAAUUUUGCAAGGAACCGUAGUAGGAUCAACUACCAAGGAGGGUUACUAUAAAUUUUCUGGUAUUCCGUUCGCAGAUUCUACAUCUGGUAUCAACAGAUUUAAGGCUCCUUCACCACCUCCCACAUUUCGAAGUGAGUUCAUCUCAAAUCGAGAAGAUGUCAAAUGUGUGAGACCUAUGGGUGAUGGUUACGAAGGAACCGAAGACUGCUUGGCAGUGGACAUAAUGACACCAACGCUUGAUAGAACUAAGAAAUUACCUGUGAUGGUGUGGAUAAGAGGCACUGAAUUCAAUUCAAGAGAUGACUUAGACCAAUCUUUAAGAUUCGUUGAAAAAGACGUUAUUGUGGCGCGCAUCCCUUACAGAGAAUCAAUUCUUGGGUUUUUAUGUCUAGGUACUGAAAAUGCUCCUGGUAAUGCUGGACUUAAAGACAUUAUUGCAGGAUUAAAAUGGAUUCAAGAAAAUAUCGAACGUUUUGGCGGAGAUCCUGAUAAUGUUACACUAGUAGGACACGGCAGUGGUGCGUCUGCUGUCGAUUUAAUCACACUUUCCCCAUUAGCAGAAGGUCUAGUUCACAAAGUUAUAUCUCAGAGUGGAACGGCGCUGUCCCCGUGGGCUGUAACCCGUAAUAAUUUACGAUAUGCUAUUGAAGUUGCAGAAGCUCUAGGUCAUACGGUUACUACUAUAGAACAACUGUCAGAUGUUUUAACUCAAGCUAGUACAGCAGCAUUGAUGGCCGUUAUCAAUAAACUUGAUCUUACAGACAAUUCACUAGCAUUUGCUCCAUGUAUAGAAAAAGAAAUAGAAAACGUAACACCACUAAUGUUAAAGUCCCCUUAUGAAAUAAUAACGAACGGAGAACAAAUACAAAUUCCUUUCAUGACAGGAUUUGUCGACUUUGAAGGUACUAUACGAAUCAAUGAGGGUAUAAAUAAGGAUUGGUUGGAAAGAAUGGAUGAUUCUUUUACGGAUUUCUUACAAUCUGACAUUGGUUUUGAAUCUAUUGAACAAGAAGAGGAAACUGCAGAAAAAAUAAGGACUGCUUAUUUCGGGAAUGGGCCAGUCAAUGAAAGUCUAUUUAACAACUUUCUGAAAUAUAAUGGUGAUACAAUGAUAUUAGUAUCAGCUAUAAGAGAGGCACGUUUUCGAGCAUUAUUAUCAGAUUCAGAUGUGUAUCUUUAUCAAUUUUCUUAUAGAGGAAGUCGUAGUGAAGAAGUUCUUAGUAGACCAAUAGAAAUUUCCAGUGCAGGUCAUUUAGAAGAAUUGGUGUACAUGUUUUCUAAUGAGUUAACUGGUUUAGAUCUUACGAUUGGAAACCUCCUUGUUGAACGUUGGACAAACUUUGCUAAAACUGGAAUACCAACAAGUGAAACAUCUCAAGUAGAAUGGUUGCCAUAUUAUCCUAAUUCGACUCACAGUAAUUUUCUAAGAAUUUCUGAUGAUGAAGAAAUUCUUACAAGUGAAGACGCUUAUUUCGAUGCAAACUGGAGAAAUCCACAACCAACGACUAUGGCGUUUUGGGAUGAAAUCUAUUCUCAGUUUUUUGUUGAUGCUAAGAGUAGAUUUACCAUGAAAAGUAGGAAUGACACUGGGGAAGACGACCCAGAACCAGGAGAAGAUGACAAUGACUCUGCUUCUACUGCUGUCGGAUACACAUUUCUCAUUAUCUCGCUUUUUGCGGUUUUAGAUAAGUUUCACAACUCACAAAUACUUUCGUAAAAACAUACUUGGUAGCUAUUAUUUCUACCGUUUCAGUUCAUAUUAUAUUAAAUUAAUAUAAUAUAUAAAACUGUUGCAGUUUUAACUAUU